GUAUUAAAACCACUAUUUAAAGGUGCAUUUUAUUUUGAUUGUUUUGAUCAUCAGCAUUAUACAAACGGCCACUCAUAAAAUAUUAGGAGUAGAAUGUCUACGAACUACAUUUUUAAAGGCAUCAAUAAUUUCUUCUUAUCUUUUUUUAAGGUAAAUGCCCCACUUAUUAAGAUUCGAACGUUGGAGCGUGCCCCCCUCUCUCUUCCCCACCUUUAAACACUCUCUCUCUCUUACUAGCCGUUAACAUUUCACUAACUUCUCUGAUUCUCACUCUUAUCUUGCCCCUUUUCCCCACAUUCAUCUCUCUCUCCCUCUCUCAACAUGGCCAUUGUUCUGGAAUCCAAUAAGGAAAUGGUGAACCCCAUUGAUUCCACACCUUCCAUAAGUCCUGCAUCAGAUAUACGAUUUUGGGGUGCUCUCAAAAGGCGCAUAGACUCUCUACAGAAAGGCCAGAAGAUCUCUGGCAACCCUGCCUUGGUGGUUGGGGAUACAGAGAGUAGCAAGCUUUUAAGAGAGAAUUCUCUGCUUCUUCUUAGAGGUUUUGAUUCCAUUGGUUCCUCUCUCUCUCAGCUUACAGGGAACCUCGAUGCUGCCCUCCAGGGGGCAAAUGAACUAUCAAAGCCCAAACUAUCUGAAUUGUAUCAGAGAGACAUCGAACCCCAAGAAGAUGAGAUAGAGCGACCUCUAACAAAGAGGCGGUGUGAUGAUUCUUCACAAGGAUCAAAGGAUGUAUCUCCCAUAAAAACUAAACAGAGCCCCACAAAAGAGGAUGUUUCUCCAAUCAAAACAGAAGUUCUCGCGAGUGGAAAGAUGAAAGAGACCAGAAAGAUUGCAGCAAAGAUGGCUUCAAAAGCUGCCUCACUUGCACAGGAACUGAAGUCAAUCAAAGGGGAAGUUGGUUAUUUGAGCGAAAGAUGUGUUCUUCUUGAAGAGGAGAACAAGAGACUACGUGAUGGGUUCUCCAAAGGAAUAAGACCUGAGGAGGAUGACCUGGUGAGACUUCAACUGGAGGCCCUUCUGGCUGAGAAGUCAAGGUUGGCUAAUGAGAAUGCAAACCUUAAAAGAGAAAACCAGUGUCUUCACCAGCUUGUCGAGUAUCACCAACUGACCUCUCAAGGUCUCUCCCCAUCUGAUCCUGAAUUCAGAGGUGUAUGCUUGGAUUUCUCAUCUCCUCAUCAAUCCAUGACAAGCAGCGAUGAAGUAAGAGGAGAAGAAGAUGAUGAAGGGACAGGUCAUCGGACACCUAGAACUGACAUCUUCAGCUUCUCUUCUUCUCUAGAUGAAUGCUCUGAUGAAGAGUGAAGAAAUUCAAAUGGCUUAGAGUUCAUUCUUUUACAUAGUCUUUAUAUCCAAUUGUCUUGCCCCUUUCAUAAUUGGUUGUAUGCCAGAAGGUUUGAGGCUAAAGGAAUGGAUGAGAAAUUUAAUUUAUUAUGUAUAAAUUUUGCUUUUUGAUCAUUGUAAUUCGCUUUCGCCCCCUUUCUUCUUGUAAAAUGGAAUAUUCAUGGACAUAUUUGUUGUUGUUCAAAAGGUAUGUGAUACUGAUUUUGGUUUGUUUCCCUCGA
Amborella trichopoda is the source of this 1562-nucleotide messenger RNA. RefSeq names its product GRIP/coiled-coil protein. NCBI's taxonomy places the organism in Eukaryota, Viridiplantae, Streptophyta, Magnoliopsida, Amborellales, Amborellaceae. The record is from RefSeq and is a predicted model, not a curated record.